Messenger RNA from Anopheles coustani, 6968 nucleotides. Its product is annotated as otoferlin-like. NCBI's taxonomy places the organism in Eukaryota, Metazoa, Arthropoda, Insecta, Diptera, Culicidae. Bases 552 to 6968 code for a protein of 2138 amino acids. Gene Ontology annotation, biological process: plasma membrane organization. Gene Ontology annotation, cellular component: membrane. The transcript has 17 exons. The record is from RefSeq and is a predicted model, not a curated record.
AAUGGAUGCUAGGCGUGAAAAGUGAGGGAAAAAGAAGCGACAUUGCAAGGGCUUCGAAGCAAGAGCACUUUGAGACGAACGGAAUUUCAAUAAGCCGCCCGGCCAAAGGCUCGGCCCCGGCCCGAGGACUGCUGGGAAAAGAUGAAACGUCCAGCGCUGCAGAACGGCUGAAACUGGAAACCUCAAACGCUCGGGAAAGCGCGUCCGGAUGCGGGCAUGACAGUGCGUGCAGUGCGGGUGUGUGUUUGUGUGUGCGUUUGCGGGUUUGUUUGUGCGUGCCGUAAUGUGAGUAGCCGCAACCGAUUGAAGCUUUAAAACUCAACGACAUAUCAUCACUACCAACCCCUUUGUAUCAACCUGGCGACGAUCAACCGAAAGGCCGACGCUCUCGAGGGCGUCUGAGACGCCGGACUGAUUCCGAGUGUCCACAGCAAAAAAAAAAAAAAGGGAAAGAAAGCAAAGUAGCGUAGAGCAAACAACUUAACCAGUUUACGGAGGAAAGAAACGGACCCACCCACAAUCUCGACCCGAGCCCGACCGGAACGCCAGCCAUGUCGCUCACGGUGCGGAUAAACAAGUUCCAGCUGCCGAAGUCGAAGGCCAACCUGCUUGGCCGGGUCGAGUUCCGAGGGGUCGCUCACACCACGACUGAGCUUAACUGCGGCUCGGAACAUGUGGAAGUUAACCAGAGCUUCAUCUGGCCGCUGGCGCGGGCGGCGGACGAGGCGGAAACGAUUACCGUCGAGCUGCGGCAGCAAACCACGAAGAUCCUGCUGAAGACCGGCAUCGGGAUCGCGUCCGGCGGCGGCAACGGCUCGGGCGGGCCCGCCAACCGCGGCAGCAUCACCAGCAGCACCAAAAUCAUCGGCCGAUUCGUCAUGCUUGCGCAAGCUCUUAUCAACGAAGGCCGGCUGCGGAUAGAGGACCGUCUGGUGGAUCUAUCAAACAAACCAAUCGAUGCGUACGUCAGCUUUGACGUGUGCUAUCAGAGCCCGGAGGAUGAGUCCGGGAACUUCUACGCGCCCCGCGUGGUGCACUCGCUGCACCAGCAGUCCAGCCUCGACGACGACCAGCAGAUGCUGCUGGACAUCGAGCAGAACAUCGCCAACCUCGAGAAGAGCCUGUCGCAGAGCAGGACGGCCGACCAGCCGUCCUCGUCGUCCGGCCGGACCCGCUCGAGCCGGGCGCCGAGCAGUGGUGGUGGUGGUGGUGGUGGUGGUGGCGGUUCCGACCGGAAACCGAACAUCAUCAAGCGCGUGAUGUCUUCCGGUUCGGGCAUCGGCGAGCGAAGCGGCGGGCCCGCCAGCAAUCAGCCGUCGGAUCACGCUUCCUCCGAUAACGAGGCGUCCGCCCGGCCGGCCAAGUCCAUCUCGGACAAGAAGGUGACGCUCCGGACGGUGCGGAACUUCAUGCGGCUGGGCCGCUCGAGGCACUCGUCGCGCGAGAGCACCGCCAGCAGCACCGAGGACGAGGGCAAAUCGCUGAUCACCAGCACCGGGCACGAGCGGGAGCAGUCGGCCGAGCCGGGCCGGACUUCCGGCGGCGAGCAAGGGCACGCGGCGCCAGGGACGGGGACGGGGGCGGCCGGCGAGAGCCCGACCAGCGCGACCGGCAAGGGGGCGGUGCCUCCUGGCGGCUACGAGAACGUCUCGCAGACGUGUAGUACCCACUCGAAUGCUUCCAGCGACGGCGAGGACGUCACCACUAAUGAGAAGCUCAAGAAAUUAAAAAGCAUGGCCAAGGGAAAUGAUCAUCUGAAGUCGCAGGACUUCCAGGUGUGCGUCACCAUCAUCGAGGCACGGCAGCUGCCCGGCCUGAACAUGGAUCCGGUCGUCUGCAUCCAGGUUGGGGACCAAAAGAAGUACACCAGCGUGAAGGAGAGCACCAACUGUCCGUACUACAACGAGUAUUUCGUCUUCGAUUUCCACAUGCCACCGGUGAUGCUGUUCGACAAGAUUAUCACACUGUCUGUCAUACAUUCUCGCAAGUUCAUGCGCUCCGGAACGGUGGUGGGCUCGUUCAAAAUCGAUCUUAAAACAGUCUACGAUGCGCCCGACCACCAGUUCUACCACAAAUGGGCGCUGCUGUCCGAUCCAGAAGACUUUGCGGCCGGCCCGAAAGGCUACCUGAAGUGCGACGUCGGCAUCAUCGGCAAGGGCGACACGGUGAAGGUGCCGCCCAAGUCGGAGAAGGAUCCGGACGACAUCGAGGCGAACCUGCUGCUGCCGGACGGCGUUCCGAUCGAGCGCCAGCGCGCCAAGUUCAUCGUCAAGGUGUACCGGGCGGACGGGCUGCCGCGCAUGAACUCUUCCAUCAUGGCGAACGUGAAGCGAGCGUUCACUGGCGAGGCGAAGGAUCUCGUCAAUCCGUACGUGCAGGUGUCGUUUGCGGGACUGACGGGUAAAACGAACGUGAAGAAGGCCUCCUACAACCCGGUGUGGAACGAGCAGCUCGUGUUCACGGAGAUGUUUCCGCCGCUGUGCCAACGCAUCAAGAUCCAGCUGCGGGACGCGGACCCGAUGAAGCCGGCCAUCAUCGGUACGCACUACAUCGACCUGAAGCAGAUCUCCAACGAUGGCGAGAAAGGCUUUCUGCCCACGUACGGGCCGUCGUUCGUGCAUCUGUACGGGUCGACGCGGGACUACAACCUGCUGGACCAGCACUCCAACCUCAACACCGGGCUCGGCGAGGGCGUCAGCUAUCGGGCUCGGCUGCUGAUAGCGAUCCGUACCGAGAUCACCGACAAUGUGGAGCUGUUCGCCGACAAGAACGUGGAAGUGGAACCAACGCUGCCUAUAUGCGAGUCGUCGUACUGCAAAAACGAUGGCUUCUUCCUGUUCUCCACCGUCCUGGAGGCGUCGAUGCUGGACAAGAAGGUGUGCGAUCGGUCGGUUUACUUCGAGCUGAGCAUGGGUAACGCCGGCAACUCGCUGGAUGGCCACAACGAGAGCGCCACCAACAACAUGGACGACGACGAGGAACCUGUGUCGAUCGAUACAACUGCGUACAAUAGCACGACGAGUGCGUGCAAGCCCAUCACGCAUGACAAGAAUCACUACUACCUACCGUACUGGGACUACAAGCCGUGCAUGGACGUUCGCGCCUGGUUCCCGGACCUCCGGCGGCGGAUGUACAAUAGCAACAUGAUUUCGAAGAUUACGGAACGCAUGGAAGUUGGGCUGGCGGAGACGAACCUGCUGCUCGAGGAGGAGGACCCAACGGCCGAAGUGAAGCUGCGGGGCGUCCUCGAGGAGGUGGCUUCCAGCUGCAACAAGUACGUCACCAUCACGAAGGGGGCGCUGGUGGGACCCGGUACCGGCAAGACGAAGCUCGACAAGGAGCGAAUCAAGCUGUGCCAGCGCGAGGUGGAGUCGAUCGGCAAUAUGUCGCGCAACCUGCGCGCCCUCGUCACCAAGAGCUCGAUGAAGGAACGCUACAAGACGGCCCAGAACUACCUGGCGAAGUUGAAGUUCCUCAUCGAGGAUCCGCAGCACGCCCUGCCGGACGUGUUUGUGUGGAUGAUUGCGAACGGCAAGCGCGUCGCCUACCAUCGGUUGGACGCGCGGGACCUCAUCUACUCCACGAUCGAGGAGGAGACGGGCGUGUUCUGCGGCAAGGUGCAGACGGUCUUCCUGAAGCUGCCGGGCAAGCAGGCGGACGGACCGGCAGGGUGGCAUGUGCGCGCGAAACUGUCGCUGUACCUCUGGCUCGGUACGCUCAAGCACAAGAAGUUUUUCUACUCCGGCCUUCCGCGGGGCUACGAAAUGCUGCACGAGCUCAAGAAUGCCGAGAAGAGCAACGUACCGGCACCGACGACGGUGCACUACGUGGAGAAGUACGUGUUCCAGCUACGGGCGCACAUCUAUCAGGCACGCUCGCUGAUCGGCUCCGACGCUUCCGGGCUGAGCGAUCCGUACGCGACGGUCUACAUCACCGAGUACUCCAAGACGACGCAGGUGAUCGAGGAAACGCUCAGCCCAACCUGGGACGAGCUGCUGGUGUUCGAUGAGAUAACUAUCUACGGCUCGAAGGAGGAGAUCAAACGGGACCCACCGACCAUCGUCAUCGACGUGUACGACCAGGAUAAGGUGGGAAAGUCGGACUUUAUAGGGCGCGCCAUCGCCAAGCCACGCAUCAAGUUGAAAGAGAACCACUACAGUACGCCCGUGCUGGAGUGGUUCGAGAUCACGCGCGGGCUCGACGGUGCCGGCGAACUGUUGGCGGCUUUCGAGAUGCUUGAGCAUGGAUCGGACGAUGUGCCGCGUCUGUCGGAUCCGAAGUACAUUGCUCACGGCGAGUAUCGGGGAGCCGGAGAGACGUCGACGGCGAUGCAACAGGCGCUAACCAUUCUCCCGGUGCCGCAAGAAGUUCGUCCCAAUCUGGCCCGCUUCCGCAUAGAAGUCCUCUUCUGGGGAUUGCGUGAUCUCAAGCGGGUGCAUUUCAUGACGGUCGAUAAGCCCCGCAUCGACAUCGAGUGCUCGGGCAAGAUCAUGAACUCCAGCAUCAUCCAGAACGCCAAGAAGAACCCGAACUUUGCGAACAUGUUGAAGUUCUUCGACCUCGACCUGCCGAUCGAGGAGCGUUACGCGCCACCAAUCACGAUCCGAGCCGUCGACUGUCGCUCGUUCGGACGCUACACUCUGGUCGGUACGCAUCAGAUCACGUCCAUCCACAAAUACAUGCACCGUCCGCCACCGAAGGAAGACCCGAAGCGGUUCAACCAGGAUGGUCAGGUAGUGCUUUCGCGACGCCGAGGAUCGGCGGGCAACCUCAUUUCACCAGCAGCGGAUUCCGCCGCAGUCGGUGCCCUCACCAACUCGUGGUCCGGCGAAAACCUCACCCUGUACGGUGCCGCCUACGUUGGCAAGGCACUGCACUCGAAGGGCAAGAAGGCGAAAAAGAAGCUGGAGUCGCAGGACGCCUCGUUUGACGCGCAGGGCGGCGGCGGUGAUGACGACGACGAGUCCAGCAAAGACUGGUGGACCAAGUACUUUCUGUCGUACGAGAAGCUGAUCGAGUCGACGAAGCACUCCACCUCCUCGCGGCUGCUGGAGCAACAGCAGCAGCAGCGGAACCAGCAGUCCCACCAGCAGGGUGGCGCCCACGACUCGACCGAGAAUGGCCGGAAGCUCGGUGUCAAGACGUCCAAGUUUGUGUCGAAGCUGAGCCCCAAGUCGACGCCCCAGAAGAGCUGCCCCGCCGGGUCCCGCGUGGCCACCUGCAAGAUAUACCCCAACGAGCUGGAGUCGGUCUACGAGUUCAACGACUUCAAGGAGUGGCUGCUGUCGUUUCCGCUGUACCGCGGCAAGAAGACGGGCGACAGCACGGAGGACGAGACGCGCAUCGUCGGCUACUUCAAGGGUGCGAUCAAGGUGUACAAGCUGCCGAUCGAGAAGGGCAUGGAACCGGCGUUCGCACCAACACUCCCGCUCAACGAUCCGAUUCACGUGCUGGUGCGUGUCUACAUCGUGAAGGCCACCGAUCUCCAUCCGAUGGACCUGAACGGCAAGGCAGACCCGUACGUGGUACUGCAGCUCGGCAGCAAGCGUAUCUCGGAUAAGGAUAACUACGUCAGCAAGCAGCUGAAUCCGGUGUUCGGCAAGUGUUUCGAAAUCGAGGCCACCUUCCCGCAAGACUCGAUGCUGACGGUGCAGAUCUUCGACUGGGACCUGGUCGGCUCGGACGACCUCAUCGGUGAGACAAAGAUCGACCUGGAGAAUCGCUUCUACAGCAAGCACCGGGCCAUGUGCGGUAUAUCGACCAACUACGAAGACUCCGGCUACAAUAUAUGGCGUGAUCCGAUGAAACCCACCCAAAUUCUGUCGAAGUUGUGCAAGGAGAACAAACUCGAAGGCCCACAGUACCUGCAGGAUCGGGUCACCAUUGGGCGCUACUGCUUCAUGUUUUCCAGUGAGGAGAUCCAAACCUGGUCCAAUCCAACCUCGAUCAAGUACCGGGACGAGCAUCUGGCCCUUGCCGUUCUGCACCGGUGGGAGGAGAUGCCUCGCGUAGGUUGUAAGAUCGUGCCGGAACACAUCGAGUCCCGCUCGUUGUACAACACCGACAAACCAGGCAUCGAGCAGGGUAAGCUGGAGAUGUGGGUGGAUAUGUUCCCGAUGGAUAUGCCGCUACCGGGUCCACCGGUUGACAUCUCGCCCCGGAAACCCAAGUCCUACGAGCUGCGCGUCGUCAUCUGGAACACGGACGACGUGGUGCUGGAAGAUGAUGCCUUCUUCACCGGCGAGAAAAUGUCCGACAUUUACGUGAAGGGAUGGCUGAAAGGACAGCAGGAUAUGCAGGCAACGGACAUCCACUACCGCUCGCUGACCGGCGAGGGCAACUUCAACUGGCGCUUCAUCUUCCCCUUCGAGUACCUAGCCGCCGAGGAGCGCAUCGUGCUGUCGCGCAAGGAGUCGCUGUUCAGCUGGGACGAAACGGAGGUGAAGAUCCCGGCCCGCCUGGAGCUGCAGGUGUGGGACGCGGACCACUUCUCCGCCGACGACUUUCUCGGCGCCAUCUCGCUCAACCUGAACCGCUUCCCGCGGGGCGCCAAGUCCUCCAAACUCUGCACGCUCAACAUGCUGCGCACCGACAACGUGCCGACGGUGAACAUUUUCAAGCAGAAGCGCGUCCGCGGCUGGUGGCCGUUCUUCAUCAAGAAGGAGAACGACGAAAUGGAGCUGACCGGCAAGGUGGAGGCGGAGAUUCAUCUGCUCACGAAGGAGGAGGCGGAGAAGAACCCGGCCGGAUUCGGGCGGAACGAGCCGGAUCCGCUGGAAAAACCGAACCGACCGGACGCAUCCUUCAUGUGGUUUCUCAACCCGCUCAAGUCGGUGCGCUACAUCGUCUGGCACAACUACAAGUGGAGCAUUAUCAAAGGGCUCGUCAUUAUCGGACUGGCGAUACUUCUGCUCCUGUUCUUCUACUCCGUGCCGGGCUACACGGUGAAGAAAAUGCUCGGAGCGUAA